AUGGCUGCGGUGCAUGCUGAUAAGAAUGUGGAGAUAUGGACAGAACUCCAUGACAGCCUGCAGGAGGUGCACCGCCUUCAGCUGGACUUGAGAGAGAAGGACAAUGCCAUUAUGGAAUUGACUGCCAAAAUCGAAACCAUUCAGAAAGAUUCUCGCAGGGAGAGGGAUCGCCUAGCGGCUGAUCGUGAGCACAAAAUGCUGGCUCUAGAGGCAAAGGUCAAUGCUGAUAUGCAGGUCCUCAAACUAUCUCUCUCCCAACAGGUACCACCUCCGCUUCCACUCCUGUCAAUGAUGCGAGAAUCUACACCAUUUUUACAAGCCUCUGAUCACAUGCAGUCUCUAUCACCAUCUCCCUAA
This is a messenger RNA of Laetiporus sulphureus 93-53, 357 nucleotides long. RefSeq lists its product as uncharacterized. Lineage: Eukaryota; Fungi; Basidiomycota; Agaricomycetes; Polyporales; Laetiporaceae. The transcript has 2 exons. The coding region runs from base 1 to 357 and encodes 118 amino acids. The record is from RefSeq and is a predicted model, not a curated record.